UUAAAACUGAGAUUCAAGAUUGGUGAAUAAGGAAUUGGUAGAAGCACCAUACGCGGGCUAAGUGCUCAUAAAGAAUAACAUAUAUCUCGGCUGAAAAAUAUAUGACCAUUUAGUUGUCUAGUCCUUCUGAGCUAAUAGUUCGACUACUCCUGCUAGUCUGGAGCGUAAAAUUAUAAACUGUUCUCAUGACAACGUCGUAUUUCAUCCCUACAUAAAAAAACUUUCCUCAAGAAGCGAUGUCUGCAGUGCGUGAUUUUUCCUACAUCGACGCUGAUGACGCGAUCUCGAGUAGCGCCUGUCGCACUCCCGCCGCGUCAGCUCGACCAGGCGCGCCCUCGGGAGGAAUCCGCGCCUCGGUGACCGCCUCCACGGAGGCUGCUGACGAAGGCAGAGCAGUGCGAGCCACGCUCAACCUGCUGCCCUGUGGCACCGACGUCUCUGAUGCGGAGUCCGUUACCGACAACUGUAUGGUGGACCAAGGGAGGGACUCUGCAGCGAGAAGUUGUGAUAAAAUUCUGAAUAAUUUGAACAUAGAAACCGUGAAACUGACGGAUGAGAACAAGUACUUCAUCCCGCACAUCCCUGAUCUUUUUUAUCCCGAUAAGAGCGAUGUUCCGGACGCUGCCUCGAAUGUUGGAAGUUCAAGGCAGCAACUCCCUCUUGAGAGCGAGAAAUCUAGAUCGAGAGUUAGAACUUCCAUCCGUCCCCCCGGGGAAUGCACAUUUGGGCGCGUAGGGGGCGAUGAUCCCUCCUCCAUGGCGCGCAGUGACAGCAUUUCCAGUCUGGCGAGCGAGGUGAGCUCGUGCGCGGGCGACAGCGCCCCCAGACGUCGGGGUGAGGGCGAACAGCGGACCAGCAAGCGUCGUCGGUCGUCUCUCCUUCCGCGCUGUAAGAACUCCUUCGCUGACGUCACGCUGCAGUACAUCAGAGACAGGCUCGAAGGCCGAAUAUUUUCCGGCUGGUUGGAGGAGCGGCAGCGGCUGGAAAGUAAAGUGAAGUUGCCGCCACGCCCUUGUGACGUGACUGGUGCUGGUGCAGUGCCUGCUGGUGGAACAGAGGAGGUGUGGAGGGAUGUGGUGGAAGUGGACGCGUGUGAGGUGGAUAUGGUGACGCAACUGGAUGCUGUCAUGGCUAGCGUUCCUGGCUCCAUGGAGGGCAAGAAGUGGAUUAACAUUCAACCACCAGGGGUCGCGCACGGGUACCUGCUGUGGCUGCUGUUGGAGGGGCCGCCCCGACCCCCGCUGCACUACUGGUUCCAGGUCGCCUCCGUCACCAGCAACCCCAGCACGGGACUCAACUUGCGCCUCGUGGUCCUCAGGCCUGUAGGUGAGUGUGACGCCGAGUCUGCGUCAAGUCGCAAGCGGCGGCAGGCGGCGGCCGCGGCGGCGGCGGCGGGCGACGUGCCGCUGAGUGUGGCGCUGGCGUGGCGCCGUCUCGUCGAGGACGUCAGGCAGAACGUGACGGGCGAGACCGUCUCGACCUACGCGGCCUACGCCCUCCAGCCGUCCAAUGUUCUGGCCGCCUGCGCCCUGCACGCUGGUCGCGAGGCCGUCCAUCUCUUCCUGCUCUUCAUGCGGGAGGCGGGGUUCCUCAUUGACCGCGCCACUCCGGCCUUCCAAAUCGUCGUGGGCUUCGUCGAAAAACUCAUUGGGGGAUUUUUUGUGCUCAUAGCCAUGGUAUAUAAGGACGUGCGUCGUCCAAAUCCUCCUCCUCCCGCAGCUCCCCUCGGCGGGGGCGGCCGCCCUCCUGCCAUAAUGGGCGUUGGGCCAACAAGUGGAAUUAGGUUCGUGCCCGCCCAGUCUUGGCAGGACGACUACAGGUCAUGAGGCGAGGGCUGCACUGACGCAGGGUCGUCACAUUCGACAAUCAGGAGACGAGCGAUCUUGAUAACAUCAGGACAAUAAUGCAUUACGGGAACUGGCAAGGUUUUCGAUCCCCUCUAGAGUGGAUAGUGUUUGUCCGCGGGGAUAAUGAAAUUUUCUGAAACUGUGUGCCCCAUUCACCGACACCAAGUUUCAGCAGAUAUUAAAGUGACUUGGUUGUAGAGCUUUAAUUAAUUUAGACCGCAAUAGGAGACAUUUUCAACUAACGGUUAUUUUCAACAUACAUUUAUUGUGAAGAUAAAUCGUUGUUAAGACGUAAAUAUGAAUUGUUUAUGUUAACCUGUUUCUGCAUUGAAGGAUGCACAGCAGAAAUACAUAAAAUUUAAGGUUUUGUGGGAUUACGCAAUUAACUGCAAUAUAUCGAAUACUGCAUCAUCUUAGCCCCAUUAUUUAGCAAUUUAUGAUAGAAAAUCACGGCUUGUUUUCGAUGAAUUUCCAGAUUAUUUUUUCUUAAAAUGUUCUUUUGCAGCGAUAGAAGAGCUUCUUCAUGGUCAUUUUAUUCUAAAAUUUUAUUUAAAUAAAUCAUCGCUGUAGGUACCGGGCGCUGGGCUCCGAUUAUCUUAACUUCCUCACUGUAAGGUUCAUUGCAAUAAUUCAACCUAUGUAUAAAUCUGACUUGCAACUAGAACUUAUUCUAGUUGAUAGUAUUCUGUCUGAGUGUGGACAAGAUUAAUCGACCGACAUGCUGCCUACGGCUACAAAAAUACUUGUUUUAUUUUGGUAAUUUAUAUUUACCCGCUGGUUUAGGUUUUCUUGUAAAAAAUAAAUUUGUUUCAAUCUGGCCGGCUUCUUAAUGCGAAUCCACAUAUUUCUUUCGUUAUGUUGUUAAUGUAUAGUAUAUAUUUGACUCGUCUAUUUAAAAUGGUGACAAGAUGUGGGCCAGUAGCAAAGAUUAUUUUGGUAGCUUGUUUCCUUUAUUUGGUUAGUUUCCAACGGAUAAAUUAAUGCAUUAACUUCUGAAUUUGCUUAUUCGCCUCAAUGAUCCUAGAUUGCAUCAAAUAUGAGAUAAUUCCCCUAAUAAAGUCAUGUCGAGUGUCCCCUCAGGGGGGACUUCUGACGGGUG
Hyalella azteca is the source of this 2946-nucleotide messenger RNA. RefSeq lists its product as uncharacterized. Bases 237 to 1826 code for a protein of 529 amino acids. The record is from RefSeq and is a predicted model, not a curated record. Lineage: Eukaryota; Metazoa; Arthropoda; Malacostraca; Amphipoda; Hyalellidae. The transcript is spliced from 5 exons.